GAAAUUUCACCAAAUUCACCAUAAAAUCGCUGGUCGGCCAUAUUUUGCUUUCAUCAUUGGCUGGAAGAAAAAGUUCGCGUCGUUGUUUAGUAAAAUACGUAUGCUGAAAUAGAGAAUACAAUAAUGGUUUAAAAAUGUGAGGAACAUAAAUUAUGGACAACACCACAGCACCCGAGGAUAGGAAUAAUACCUUACUAGCGCUGAAGUCAACUUUAAAGAGAGUUAUUUAGACUAGUUAAAUGUGGGAAAAGAUGAAUAUGCGGCCAUUGAAAAGGCCCCGGCUUGGGCCUCCGGAUGUCUAUCCACAGGAAGCAAAGCAACGGGAGGAUGAACUGACCUCGACUCAUGUCAAACAUGGUUUUGCUACUGAGCAUAAGCUAUCGGAAGAGUUUGGAACCGCACGCAAUUGUAAUGUAACUGCUAGCAAGGUAGGAGCAUAUUUCAACGCCAUACUGGCAAGAAAAGAAGAGCUAAUGACACUUCCGGAUUCCGGGAGAAAAAAACAGCAAAUUAAUCCAAAGGAUAAUUUUUGGCCAGUCACAGCUAGAAAUAAAGCUACUCUGGACACAUGGUUUAAGGAUUUGGCUGGAACUAAACCUCUAAGCAGUCUGGCUAAGAAAGCUCCGAGUUUCAAUAAGAAAGAGGAGAUUUUUGCCAUGCUUUGUGAAAAUCAAGUCACGAUGCAAAGAGCGGCAUGGUUUAUUAAACUCAGCUCGGCUUAUACGGUUGCUGUUUCCGAAGCUAAAAUUAAAAAACGUCAAAUGCCUGACCCUGCGACGGAAUGGACAGGAACUUUGAUUAAAUUUAUGAAAGAUUUAAUACCCAAAUUGCACGAGCACUACUAUCAAGGCCCAGUACAGGAGAAAAGUGUAAGCAGCAGUGGACCGCAAGGUGCUGCGGGUGGUAUGACACCGAAUUCCAGUGUGAACACCAAUCCUCUCACAAUUCCACCACCUCUAUCAAGUCCUGCCGGUAGUCUUCACAGUCCAGCUGGUUCAAGUUUAGGAGGAGGAAGUGGUCAGCAGCAAAAUCAGCCAGCUAACUCACCACAGGAAGAGCAAAAAUUGGCUUAUAAACAGUGGACUUAUUGUACUCAACUAUGCAAAUACAUGUAUGAAGAGGGGCUACUGGAUAGAGCUGAAUUUCUCAAUUGGGUACUGGAUUUGUUGGACAAGAUGAAAUCCUCUCCUGCUUGCGACGAUGGGAUAUUGAAAAUUUAUCUCCCUUUGGCUAUGCAGUAUUUAUCAGAUUUGGUACAAUCGGAGCGUUAUUGUCGCCGGUUGGCUUAUGCUGUUUGUAAAAAAUUGGCCUAUCUUAUCAACUAUAUGGCUGAGAGUCACAAUAUUAAUUUAGCUAAUCCAGAAGCUCAGGUCAAACAAGUUGGGCUGGAGCGUAAGGAAAAGUCUGAAAAAUGUGGCAAAGAUGUUCCUUCGAAGACGGAUCAACCAACACUCAACAUCAAUCCGUUUGACACUAUUUUCUCGGAAUAUAUGAACUGUUCGCAUCAUCAUGACUUGGUGCUGCAACUCUCUUCUAUCAUACAGGUGAUAACACUUGAAUGCCCCACGGCUCUGGUUUGGUGUGGAAUUGGUGAAACUCGUUCUUCCUCCGUGCUCGCUGGUAGCCCUUUGGAUCAUCUACCGAUUGCUCCAUCUGCCCUGCCGAUGCCAUCUCGAUGUGAAAAAUCUAACGAAGAGAUGCGGGAACGCUUAAUGGAAGCUGAAGAAAGUAUCAAAUUACGUUCUCGUCAUGCCGAGUCCCGGUGGUGUGUGGACAAGUGGCAAACGGCAACUGGAAAUGCUAGCUUGAAAAUAUUGGCAGUUUUGGAUGCGCUUGACGGGCAUUGCUUCGAUAGAAUGGAUUCCAAUAACUCGUUGGAUACACUUUAUCAGAAGAUAUUUCCUUCCUUGCAGCUGCAAAAAGAAUCGGCCACGGCAGGCAGCGUGGGUGGUGGAACUGAAGCAAAAGAUGGUAACAGUAAGCUGUUGGAAUAUAAUGCUGAUCAAGAUGGAUCAAUUGUCAAGAUACUGUGUGAAUGGGCAGUUUCUUGGCAGCGUUGGGGUGAACAUCGGGCAAUGGCUGUGGCAUGGCUGCUAGACAAAAGGCAGAGUGAAGUACUUAACACAUAUGAAAGUGAAAAUGGUAACAAUAACAAUUUGAAUGAUGAUAAGGAUUCCGUCAUAUCUGGAGGUAGUCCUGGUUGCGGUCAGCAAAUUUUUCAGAACAUUCUGAUGAAUUUUCUAGACAACGAUGCUCCAAUAUUGGAGGAACAUGGAACACAACAGAAUAAAAGUCAAUUCACUAAUUUGGUUCAUCUGUUCAACGAACUGAUCCGGCACGAUGUAUUCUCGCAUGACGCUUACAUGUGUACGUUGAUUUCUAGAGGUGAUUUGUUAACAGGCACUGGAAUGUCGCUGUUGGAAUCUCAACCGAGUUGUAAUACAGGUCUAGGCACCGGACCGAUAUCGAAUAAACCGGCCACUUUAUCACCGAACAUCAAUCAGGGCCUUGAGGAAGAUGUCAUUCAGAAUGACUUUAAAGCUAAGCUAGAGGAUCUGGACGAUUCCAAUGUGGAUGAUGAUCUGGACAAACUUUUGCAGCACAUCAAAGAGGAUCAGCAGAACUCGAUGGAUGCUCCGGAUAGUCCCAAGGAUCCCGAGCAGUCGGCAGCCCAGGUUAACACUACAAGUAGUAAAACUGAAUCUUCCAGUCGACAUUUUCUGUAUACCGAGCACUUUCCACUGUGUCAGGACGAUCCAAUUACGCAGCAUGAUUGUAAUCAACGUUAUAUACUACUGUAUGGCGUUGGAAAGGAGCGCGAUGAUAAGAAGCAUGCUGUAAAGAAGAUGGCUAAAGAGAUUUGUAAGCUGUUUUCGAAAAAGUUUAGCAUCGAUGUGGCUGAAGGUGGAAAAGUGAAGAAACACUCUAGGAACGAGUUUAAUUUCGAAGCAACCUCGAAUAAAUGCCAGUCGAUGUCAUUUUUUGAUCAGCAUAUGGUAACGUGGCAAUGUGCCGUACAGGUGCAGGAGAUGUUGAAUAGUUUUGCUCUUGGGAAUAGCAACUACCUUCCGGUGCAAGAACAUGUCGCCUUUUUGUUUGAUUUGAUGGAAUCGGCUUUCAACAUCUAUGGUUUGAUCGAUACAUGCAUUCAAAUUUUGAAGGAACUUCCAGAAGUGGAGCUUCAGAUGAAUAAAAACUCGGGGCUGGUGAAAAGUUACACCACUUCUCUCAGUUUGUACGUAGUUGGUGUUCUAAGGCGUUACCACUGCUGUCUGUUAUUAUCGGCCGAUCAAACGACAGCCAUAUUUGAAGGCCUUUGCCGAAUCGUCAAACAUGUAUCAAAUCCCAGCGAUUGCAGCUCUGCUGAACGGUGCAUUUUGGCCUAUUUAUAUGAUCUAUAUUCGGCAUGUUCUCCACUAAAAACGCGGUCGCAGCAGGAACCAUUCCACAACGCUUAUCCUAAGAUUAAGCAAGCACUUUAUGCUCCGCUUCAGCCGACACCAUCAGCGCAUGCAUAUAAUCCACAGUUUAUGGUAGAUGUCAUCUCAAAUCCACGCCGUGGUGGAAAAAUCGAGCCGGCGUGGGUCCGUCAGUUAAGUGAAUCCCCCUCCAAUAGGUACAGUUUUGUGUGUAAUGCGGUAGUGGCUGUCACACGAGACAUUGAUAACGACAUGCUGAAUGAUAUUGCAGCAAUGUGCGCUGAACUGACCGCGUGCUGUAACGCUCUGAGUACUGAGUGGUUGGGAGUGCUUAUCGCUUUGUGCGGUUCGAGUAAGGAUGCCGGUUAUUACGUAGAUGUGAUUACACAGGUUGAUAUUCUUAACACAAACAUCCACAAUGCACUGUCCGUUUUUACCAGUAUCCUAGUUGCACGACACUGUUUUUCGUUAGAGAACUUUGUAGCCCAUGUAGCGUUGCCAGCCUUGGUUCAGGCUUGUAAGGGUCGCAGUGAAACGACACCGGAGAUUGAAGCCGGAGCCCGAUUAUCGUGCCACUUAUUGCUGCGCUUGUUUAAAACCAUUGAGUGUCCGCAGCCGGGCCUUUAUUCCGUAAGCACUUCUCCCAAUCCAAUUACAACUACGGGCCAAGUGCACAAUAUAAAACUGAGUUGCGAUCGUCAUUUACUGGCAGCAGCUCACAAAAACAUUGGCGUUGCACCAGUCCUAGCAGUGUUGAAAGGAAUUCUCGUAGUCGGCGAUGCAACCGCUCAGAAGGCAACUCCGUCGAUCUUUGGAAGUGGUAAACGCAGCGGACUUAACACACCGGUGCAUCCAGGCAGCACUCCAAAGCAUGCCGGAGACUUGAGUCACAUUUUGGGAACCAGCGAUUUGUCGAUUCUAGGCAAUACAGACGAAAAUAUGCUGGAUCUCACGAUGAUUGAUUUGGAACAGCUCUCACCGACCACUUGUUCACGAUUGGUCAUAGCUAGCGGCAGGCAAACGAACGCAACUCAGGACAGCACCACAAGCUUAUCGGAUUUUGCUCAGCAUGUUUUGCGUCAAAUUUGCUCCCAGGAGUGGGUUCUGGAACGUUGCUUGCAGAAUGCAGAUGAGCUGUGCCAGCAAGGGAUGCUGAUUGACAAUAUGCUCACGGCGAAGCAGGCUCAACGGCUACUGCACAUGAUUUGCUACCCGGAAAAUGAGUCGAACCUUAUCGCGGACAUGGACCAGAAGGCUAUAAUUGUACGGAUUUUGGAAAAUUUAGAACAAUGGUCACUGCGAAUCUCUUGGCUUGAUUUGCAGCUAAUGUUCAAACAAACCAACUGUAGUUCACCGGAACUAUCGAAUUGGCUCGAUAUGGUGGCACGGGCAGCAAUCGACGUUUUUCAGGUGCACGAGUGCAAUAGCAUGGAAGUGUUCAGUUGUAAUGCACGAAACGAAAGAAUAAAGCCGUCGAUUUGGCUGGUUGCUCCACUGGUAGCUAAGUUACCCAGUGCAGUACAGGGCAGGAUUCUUAAAGUCGCCGGACAAGUACUCGAAAGCACAAAUAUGUUUAGCAAAUCUAAGGACACUGGUGGUGGAAACAAUAGUAGCAUAGGCAGCCAAGGUGGCAACAGUAACAGUUCUAUCAGCUCAAAUGGCAGCGUCAUGAUCAGUAAGCAAAGCUCACAGCUCAAUCAUCAUCCAUUUUUGGGAUUGGUGUUGACCUGUCUGAAAGGACAAGAUGAGCAGAAAGAGGGACUUUUGCAGAGUCUUUAUUCGCAGCUAUCCCAGUUUUUGCAGAAUCGAGAUUUGGAAACAGUCGGUGGGAUCGAAGAUCCUUUAGGAUUCGAAAAAAUGUUGGAUGCUUUGCAGUUGCGUUAUUCGCUGGUCGGUGGUAUGUUUGAUGCGAUCCAGAAAAACUCAACCUCCACUAGUGAUUGGGCGAUUCUGUUCGCCCAACUGAUCAGUCAGGGAGUAAUUGAUUUGAGCAAUAACUCGGAGUUGUUCACUACCACACUGGAUAUGCUGGCAACAUUGAUACAUUCGACGCUAAUCUCAGACAGUCAAUCAGAACGGGAUGAAACCAAGAAGCAGUACACUAAUCUGAUGAAAAAACUACGUAAAGAAUUGGGCGACAGGAAUAACUCCUCAAUUAAGUACGUCCGUCAACUGCUGCCACUAGCGAAGCAAACAUGCGAAGUAAUUGCUUGUGAACCAGCCGGAAGUUCAACCGACGCGAAGGGUAACAAAAUAAGCAUCGACAGUAUCGAGAAAAAACAUGGUCUUCGAUUGGCAGACAAGCAACGAGUGAGUGUUUGGGAUCUACUUGAAGGUCACAAAAAUCCAGCUCCUCUAUCGUGGGCGUGGUUUGGGGCGGUAAAAAUUGAACGGAAACCAUUGGCAUACGAGGAAACCCAUCGUUUGUUGAAAUAUCAUACACACAGCUUAGUGAAACCGUCCAGCUAUUACUAUGAACCAUUACCGUUGCCACCAGAAGAUUUAGAGCCUGUGCCCGAUAAACUGAAAGAUGAUAUGAAGGCUGAUACCCCAACAUCGGACCAAUCGCCGGCCCCAGCUGGCAAGAAGGGCAAAUCUCAAACGCGGAAACGGAAACCGAAAGGUGCAGCUCAAACACCUCAGUGUCAGCAAGCUACUGGACAGGCACACGGAAUGACAGAUCAACAACAAGUGGUAGGUCAUCAAGGCUUACAAGCUGGUCAACAACAGCAAACCCAGGGACAGGGACAGCAGCAGCAGCAACAACAACAGGUUUCAAUGACACCUCAGCAAACGAUGCAGCAGUUGCAGAAUGCCAACCUUGCCCAGAUGUCAAUGGGAGGUCAAAUGGGUCAGUUGAACCUGCAGCACUUACAGCAACAGCAAUAUCAACAGCAAAAUCAGAACCAAAUGAUGGCUCAGCAAAUGGUCCAGCAGCAAGGAAUGGGUCAACAGCAGGGCAUGGGCCAGGUACAGGGUGCAGGUAUGGGUUCAAUGAUGGCGGGACCUCAGCAACAACAGCCCGGUCCCAGUCAAAUGGGAUUUGUCGGAAGUGGUCCUGGUGGUGGUGUCAAUCCUAUGGUUGCUCAAAUGGGAGGACAGGGUGCCGGCGCUGGCAACAAUCAGCAAUGGGGCGGCUAUAAUCCAAUGCAGCAACAGCAGCAGCAACCGCAGCAACAAAUGUACUACGGUCAGGGCAUGGGUCAGCCUGGAAUGAACCGGUUUGAUCGACCACAACUGAACACCAACCCGAAACAAGUUCUGUCAAAUAUGUUGCGCGCUCGUAUGCCCAUGGGAGGAGCCAAUCCAGCGGCUGCUGGUUUCAUACAACAACAGGCACGUUCUCAGCAACCAUUCAUGCGUGGCCCUAUUCGUCCUAAUUUACCCAAUCAAAUGGUUGGAGGGGGCAUGGGUACGGGAGCUGGUGGUACCAUGAUGGGAUCAGGUGGAAGCAUGAUACAAACUAAUAUAUUGAAUCAGCAGAAUGCGGGUCUUGUAGGUCAGGGAAUGGGUGCUGGUAUGGGAAAUACCGGAAUGAGUGCCGGGGCAAUGAUGGGUCAAGCUGGUGGCAAUGCAAAUACAGGUGGCAUGAGUAAUCCUAACAUGAUGGGAAUGCAAAAUAUGUCACAAGCUGGUAACAUGAAUGCUGGAAUGGUGAAUCAAAGUAUGAAUCCAACAAUGGGAGGUACCGGUAUUGCCGGAGGUGGAAUGAUUGGUCAGAACGGAGCAAAUGCUAACUCGGGAGGGAUGGGCAACCCCGGCAUGAUGGGAAUACAGUCUAUGCAGCCAGGUGGAAUUCAGUCGGGGAUGUUCCAAGGUCAGGGAGGCCCGUAUCAAAGUAUGAAUCAAAGCUAUCAAAAUUAUGGUAACCAGGGUAUAGGCCAGCAGAGUGGCCAAGGUAUGAUUGGAAAUUUCAAUCAAUUAGGUCAACAACAAAGGAACACACCGGCAGAAUAUAUCGCUCAACAAAGAGCACUGGCAGCUCGAGGUGGUCAAUAUGGUCAGCAUGCGCCUAAUGUCACGAUGAGCAAUAUGGUAAAUCAAGGGGCGGUUCCUCCAUACCCAAGGCAGGGAGGCAAACCUGGCGCAACUGCAGCACAAACACAGCAACAAUUCCAGCAACAGCAAAGGCUUCGUCAGCAAAUGAUGAUGCAGCAACAACAAGGACUAGCCCAGCAGGGCAACUCCGGUAUGGUGCCAAACCCGGGACAAGGGAUUAGCCAACAGCAAACACCAAAUCUGGUUGCUCAACUACAACGUCAAAUGCCGAAUCAGGGGGGCAUGAUGGGACAGCAGUAUUCGCACCAACCCCCGCCGUAUUAAAAUGAGGAUAUCUAAACCUAUGAAUAUAAAGUAUAUUUAUUCUACCAAUUAUAAUUCUAAAUACAACAACUGAAUAAACAGA
Messenger RNA from Wyeomyia smithii (pitcher-plant mosquito), 7824 nucleotides. RefSeq names its product mediator of RNA polymerase II transcription subunit 12 (gene kto). Gene Ontology annotation, biological process: regulation of transcription by RNA polymerase II. Lineage: Eukaryota; Metazoa; Arthropoda; Insecta; Diptera; Culicidae. Gene Ontology annotation, molecular function: transcription coactivator activity. Gene Ontology annotation, cellular component: mediator complex. The record is from RefSeq and is a predicted model, not a curated record. The coding region runs from base 240 to 7742 and encodes 2500 amino acids. The transcript has 9 exons.